ACUGGAAUGCGGCAGCUGUUUGAACUUGGACAGUACACAAGGGAAAGAUAUUCCAACUUUUUGAACAGCACAUACAAUCGGCAAGAGUUUUACAUCCAAAGCACAGAUUACGAUCGCACCAUUAUGAGUGCCCAGUCGUACCUUUCUGGCCUCUUUCCACCAACCAGCAGCCAAAUUUGGAACCCUGAGCUUCUCUGGCAACCCAUUCCAGUGCAUGUUUUGCAAAAAUCAACAGACCGGAGGCUGCAUUUUCCUCUGCCUGACUGUCCACGUUUUGACACACUUCAGAAUGAAACACAAACUUCCAGUGAAUUUCAAAACAGAAUACAACCAUACAUGGAUUUCUUACAAACAAUGGCAGUUGACACAGGACUUGAACUAAAUAAUCUUAAAAUACUGGACAACUUCCAGCUCUGGAAUACAUAUGAUACCCUACACUGUGAGGGUAUUCACAAUUAUACUCUCCCUGCAUGGGCCACCAAAGAUGUAAUCAACAAGAUGGAAAAACUGGCAGAAUUGUCCUUAUUAUCACUCUUUGGGAUUUAUAAAAGAGAAGAGAAAUCGCGACUACAAGGAGGUGUCCUUGUGAAUAUAAUUUUAAAUAGUAUUAAACAAGCUGCCAACUCUUCAAAACAAAGAAAAAUGGAGGUCUACUCUGCACAUGACACCACACUUGGGGCCCUCCAGAUUGCUCUCAAUAUUUUCAAUGGAAAACUGCCACCAUACGCUGCUUGCCAGUUUUUUGAACUCUACCAAGAAAGCAGUGGGCGAUACAGCAUUGAAAUGCAUUAUCGGAAUGACUCUUCAAAGGAUCCUUACCUACUCACUCUACCAGGAUGCACCUCUUCUUGUCCUCUCGAGAAGUUUGCUGAACUAGUUUCUCCUGUGAUUACAGAAAAUUGGUCAAAAGAAUGUGGGAAGAAAGACAAAAUGAAAGAUAUUUUUAUUGGAUUUGAUGUUGCUGUUGGCUUAUUAUUCAUUUUUGACCUUGUUCUGCUCUACCUCCUUUAUCAUUAUGGACGCUGCAGGCGCAGAAACAAUUACCAAGAUAUUUAA
Molecule: messenger RNA, 1056 nt
Organism: Apaloderma vittatum (bar-tailed trogon)
Lineage: Eukaryota; Metazoa; Chordata; Aves; Trogoniformes; Trogonidae
Product: prostatic acid phosphatase-like
Exons: 9
Biological process (GO): lysosome organization; dephosphorylation
Cellular component (GO): lysosome; plasma membrane
Molecular function (GO): acid phosphatase activity
Source: RefSeq, a predicted model, not a curated record